Molecule: messenger RNA, 225 nt
Organism: Colletotrichum lupini
Lineage: Eukaryota; Fungi; Ascomycota; Sordariomycetes; Glomerellales; Glomerellaceae
Exons: 1
Coding region: 1-225 (74 amino acids)
Source: RefSeq, a predicted model, not a curated record
AUGAUCACCGGACGCGAUGCAUGGAUCGGGCAAUGGGAGAUACGCAAUGGCGACAAAAGGCGACGGCAGCGGCGACAACGGCUGCUAUGGUUCGAUGCCAAAGACGACGCGAUGUGUCUGGUAGUGACUGUGAGCAAAUUUAAAUCCACCGAGACGAAGAAGCGGCGGUCAUGUCAUCCAACAUACGGUGAGACUUGGACCCAGAUGGGAGGGGGAGCGAGAUGA